Cajanus cajan (pigeon pea) is the source of this 906-nucleotide messenger RNA. NCBI's taxonomy places the organism in Eukaryota, Viridiplantae, Streptophyta, Magnoliopsida, Fabales, Fabaceae. The record is from RefSeq and is a predicted model, not a curated record.
AUGGAGACACCCUUUCCUUUUGGAUGGAAGCCUCUCAACAUCGACCGCUAUGAUGGCACUAUCGACCCAGAUGAGCACGUUGAUCUGUACGUCACGCAAUAUACUCAAUUGCCAACGGGAUCAGUCGAUAGCUUCGACACUCUGGUGAGGCGAUUCACGGCGCAGUACGCAACGAGUCGACCACAUCACAUCACGUCCGCUGCCUUGGCCAGCCUCAGACAAGGCGACGAUGAACCAUUGAGGACAUUCAUGGAGCACUUUGCCGGCAUCUCUGUCAAAAUCCGCAACCUAAACCCCGAGAUCGCCCUACAUGCCAUGCUCAUGGUGCUCAAGUCAGGACCUUUCAUUGACAGCCUUUUUCAGCGACCUCCCUCAAACAUGGACGAACUCCAUGCCCGAGCUGCGGGGUACAUUCAGAUGGAAGAGCACACUACUUUCCGUGACCAAGUUCGUGAGAAACCACAGGGAAAGCCAGACCAUGGCCACAAAGAUAAGGUAAAAGUCACCAACGAUAGCCAAUUCAAGAAGGCUAGGCUGAACAAAGGAGGGAGGUAUGACUUCUACACCCCCUUGAGCGCACCCCGAGUACAUAUCUUGGAGGAGGCCAGCAAUACCAACCUGAUUACUCUGCCAGCGCCUGGGCACAGCCCCAGUAGCGCCGACAAAUCCAAGCAUUAUCGAUACCAUAGAAACUAUGGUCACACAACCGAGGAAUGUCGCACACUCAGAGAUCGCAUUGAGGAACUCGUCCAAGGAGGGCACCUUGGACAAUACGUCCACCGGCAACAAUCUCAUAGAGGAGGCUACCAUGGACGAGGACGAGGAAGAGGCCGAGGUUCCGGCACUCGCACAGAUCAACCGUCCAGAUCUCAGCAAAACAUCGACGGAGUAGUGCAGCCGAGGUAA